UUUACCGACAAUGUUUGAUUUGAGGACUGACCCGUUACGGAUAAAACUGUAGAGGACAGUUGGUGGGAAAUUUGGAUGGCGGAAAGAUCCCCGAGCGAAGAGCGACAUCAAUAAUUUACAAUAUAAUUUACAGACCAUGAACUAUGUGGGUCAGUUGGCGGGCCAGGUCUUCGUGCAGGUCAAGGAGCUGUACAAGGGACUCAACCCUGCAACACUGUCUGGAUGUAUAGACGUCAUCGUGGUCAGGCAGCCCGAUGGCUCCCUGCAGUGCUCCCCCUUCCACGUCCGCUUCGGAAAGAUGGGUGUGCUGCGGUCCCGUGAGAAAGUGGUGGACAUAGAGAUUAAUGGAGAGCCAGUGAGUUUGCACAUGAAGCUGGGAGAGAAUGGAGAGGCCUUCUUUGUCGAAGAGACUGAGAACACACGGGAAAUAGUUCCAUCCUACCUUGCAACGUCACCCAUCAUGUCAAUUGGGGAGCAGUUAAUGGAGUCCCAGUUGGGCAGGGGCAGUUCUCGUCACCAUGACGCCAUCCCCUGCAGCUCACUUCCUGUCCAGACUCUGGGACCGCAGCAGAGUGAUGGUGGGACAACAAAGAAGAGGAGGAAAAGGAGGAGGAAGGCACGGCCAGAGGAAGGCAGUGGUGGAGGGAGGAGAGAGGAGAGAGGGGAAGAAUUCUCAGAGGACGAGGACAUGUUUACUAUUGACUUGAGCUCGGAUGAGGAGAGAGAGGUUGACGGCAGCAGGUCUGUGUAUGGUGAUCAGGGGUCUACAGCUAACACGCGCACACACCCCAGCACUGAUUGGAUCCGUUCACAGAGUAAUGUGAUUAAGGAGACUCUCUCCAUACCUCCACUCUGUGGACUGUCCAUCUCUUGUCCUCAGCAGACCUCUCACCUCUCUUCCCCUGUUAGCAGCCCCAACGAUUCAAGGCCAUCAACACCUAAGAGUGACUCAGAGCUAACCACUCAGAACAAAGACAAUCCUGAGAUGCUGUGGACCUGGGGGGAGCUGCCACAGGCUGCCCUGCCAUCCUUCCUGACUUCCCACCAGAAGCAGGAACCUGCCACAGCAGUCUCCAUCCCGGUGUCUGCCAGCACUCACUUCAGAGCCAUCAGGGACACUGGACCCCCCUCCCACACUCACUAUGCUCCCCAGCCGGUGCAAGUCGCUGCUGAUGGUGGGGACAAGGACAAUGAAGAAAAGAAAAAUGAAGCUAGGGUCGGACUAACCACUGACACUGGGGACAGGGCUAGAGAUGAGCAAGGGAGAGAGGUGGAAAGGCCAUCGUUUGCAGAGAUGGACGGCUUAACAGCCUGCUCAGCAUCUCCCAGGAUUCUCCAUGAUCAUCUUGAUGAAGGCGGCAACAGAGGGAGUCCUAUCAGAAGAACUGAUUCACCAUCCAAGAAGAAAGAAAAGAGAAGUCAACACCUGGGUGCUGAUGGCAUAUACCUCGAUGACAUUACAGAGCUGGAGCCUGAAGUAGCUGCCCUUUACUUCCCUAAAAGUGAUGGAGGCAGUAGCUCAAUGAGGGGGGACUCAGAGAUGAUGAUGAUGGGAGUGCGGAGCGAUAAUCAGUCCCCACAGUCAGUGGGCAGCAGUGGGAUGGACAGUGGUGUAGACAGUUUGUCCGACCAAAUAGGGGACCUGCCUCAUGUUGCCAUCUCUUUGUGCGGUGGACUUACUGACAACAGGGAGAUCACUAGAGAGCAGUUCCAGGAGAGGGCAAUAUCCUACCAGCAGUUCUCUGAAAACCCUUCUAUGAUCGAUGACCCUAACCUGGUGGUCAAGAUAGGAAACAAGUACUACAACUGGAACACAGCAGCUCCUGUCAUGCUGGCUAUGCAGGUCUAUCAGAAACCACUUCCACAGGCCUCAAUGGAGAACAUCAUGAAGGAGAAGAUGCCAAAGAAAGGAGGACGCUGGUGGUUUUCAUGGAGGAGCAGGAACAGCGAGUCCAAAUCAGAAUCGGUGACAGAGGCAGGAGAAGACAGAGGAGAGAUGCCCUCAGUGAACAGGAUGAAGGAUGAGUCAUCCUCUAGUGAUGAGGAGAACAGAUCGCCCAAUCAGGCAUCAGGAUCCUGUCAGUCAGAGCCCCUCGUGAGUUCUGGCAGUGUCUGUUAUAAGAAGACUCUUCGGCUCACCCCAGAGCAACUGGCUAGCCUGCAGCUGAAGGAGGGUCCCAAUGAUGUAGUGUUCAGCGUGACCACUCAGUAUCAAGGCACCUGUCGCUGCCAUGGCACAAUCUAUCUUUGGAGCUGGGAUGACAAGAUAGUCAUCUCUGAUAUAGAUGGAACCAUCACCAGGUCAGAUACCCUGGGUCACAUCCUCCCCACACUGGGUAAAGACUGGACACAUCAGGGCAUCGCACGGCUCUACCACAAAGUCAGCCAGAAUGGAUAUAAGUUCAUGUACUGCUCGGCGAGGGCCAUUGGCAUGGCUGAUAUGACUCGAGGCUACCUGCACUGGGUCAAUGAGAGGGGAACCAUGCUGCCAAUUGGCCCGGUGCUGCUCAGCCCUAGCAGUCUUUUUUCUGCAUUGCACAGGGAGGUGAUUGAGAAGAAACCAGAGAAGUUUAAGGUCGAGUGUCUCACAGACAUAAAGCACCUUUUCUACCCAAACACUGAACCUUUCUACGCUGCUUUUGGCAACAGAGCUACGGAUGUGUAUUCCUAUAAGGAGGUGGGUGUUCCUCUGAACAGGAUUUUCACUGUCAAUCCCAAGGGGGAGCUGACACAGGAGCACGCUAAAACCAGUAUCUCCUCCUUUGGGGGUCUGUGCGAGGUGGUCGACCAUGUCUUCCCGGUCCUAGCUAGAGAUGAGGGAGCGGACUUCUCCUGCUCUGACACCUUUGGCCAAUGCAACUAUUGGAGCACACAACUUCCUGAUAGCACCAACCAGGAAGAAGAAGACCCACAGCCACUUGAGACAAGCUGAGUAAACCCCAUCAAAUCCAGCACUGAGGAUGUUACGUUCCAGCUUUUCGAACCAACCGCAGACAAAACGCUGUGGUCAGUGGUUUUGGUGAUUCAGCGCGAAGCUGGCUGCCCAGACUAAGAGUGAAGAUGCUGAUUAUUUUAGAAUCACAAACUUAUCCAAGAACUGUAUGGAUAUUUCCCGGACAUUAUACCUGAUAAAUUAAUGGAGCUCCGUGGCUCCUUCAAGGCUCAAAGACUUUACUUAAGAUCAGUAACUACGACUACUGAUUCAAAGUAGAUGAAUGUGUUUUCAAUAUCCCACACAAAGAAAUUAUUCAACAGUGAGAACACAAGCAGAUAACAGUCCAUUACAAAUAAGACAGCUGUGUCGGGGAAUAAAACUUAAAUUUUUUUUUUUUUUUUUUAUAAAAAGCGCAAAAAUCCCUGAUGAAUUUCAACAUCUGCUUAGGAGUGAUGCUAACUGAUGGUUCUGUCUUAGGAGUGCUCAACACAGGGUCAACGACUCACAUAUCAAGUGCAAUGACUCACACGCAAACACACACACAAAAGUAAGACUUGCAAAGGAACUCCAUAGACAAUGCACAACGCUGCAGAACACAAGGAUGAUAUACUUCACAGCAUUUUUGACUUGUUACAUUUCUCUACUUCAUCUCACACCACUCUUCAUUUAUACUGGUGGAUAGAAAAGAUCAGUAUUGGUUUAUGCCUACUUGUAUCCGCUGAUGCUGAUUAUUUUUCAGAAUUCUUUGCAAAAACUGUGUUUUAGUCUAUCUAAAAAUAAUGAACUGUCCAGAGUUGACCUAAGCCUUUUAGUGAAGUGCACUAAAAUGUAAGGUCUCACCAUGUAAAUUAAAUAACAAAUUAAUUAGCAGAAAUUCUGCUGUACCUCGCAGACAUUCAGUGCUAGCAGCUCUUGUCUGCACAACUGGCUUCCACAAUUAAAAUAAAAAUUUUAUGUAGUUUGGUUUUCAAAUCUCAAAUCAGCCAAAUCUUGUUUAGGAAAGAAUACUGGAUUUUUUACCCAUCACAUGCAAUAUAUUUACCAAAUAUAAGUAGAGCCUUGGUUGAAGUUUUACCUGUUACGAUGCUGCAAUAAUCUUUCGUGACCUUAAGUGCAGUAGAUACAGGACACCACUUUGCACCAGAAACACCACAUUACAUUACAGUCAAAUCAUCCAGAAUAUGCAAAAAUAGCACAGAUAGUGUAUCCAGUCAUCUUUUGUGCCAAACUCCUUUGAAGGUCAAGCUAAAUGUGUGUGGUCUUCUGACCGUACUACUGUGAAAGAUGUGGUUCUGCCAUAUUUUAGUGACAAGACUCAAGAUAAAUGCAGGAUAAUGCAAAUAACUUCUGUCUGUGUUCAUUCUGUCUGUUUUUAUAUGUGCAAAAAAAUGAACUCCAGUGAUAUGCUAGAAUGUAGUAUCUACAUCUCUCAGAGUGUUGUAUGUUGUUCUAAUGACUAAUGCUCAUCAAUGCAAUUACUGAAUAAGACCACACAGGACUUUGGUCAUAUUUUCAGUUUUCUAAGUUUGUUACUACACAGAUCAGUAGACACACACAUCUGUUUUUUUCAUUUAUUUUAAAUGUUUAUGUUUUCAUCCGUUGAUCAAAUAACAUCUACUCUACUGUACUGCAUUAAUGCAAGAUGAAAGCUUGUCUGUCUAUUUUUAACAGGUUUUAAUUAAAAAUCAUU
Messenger RNA from Micropterus dolomieu (smallmouth bass), 4625 nucleotides. RefSeq names its product lipin 1a (gene lpin1a). NCBI's taxonomy places the organism in Eukaryota, Metazoa, Chordata, Actinopteri, Centrarchiformes, Centrarchidae. Gene Ontology annotation, cellular component: nucleus; mitochondrial outer membrane. The coding region runs from base 137 to 2932 and encodes 931 amino acids. Gene Ontology annotation, molecular function: phosphatidate phosphatase activity; transcription coactivator activity. The record is from RefSeq and is a predicted model, not a curated record. Gene Ontology annotation, biological process: cellular response to insulin stimulus; fatty acid catabolic process; positive regulation of transcription by RNA polymerase II. The transcript is spliced from 23 exons.